UCUACUAGCAGCAGGUUCAACUUGGUGAAGGAUUCUGGGAGUUUUAGUUCUAGCAGACAACGCAAAGCAACGACUGGAAAAAAGAAUGCCAUGACGUUGUAAUGUAUUAUAGUUCCUAGGCAUAAACUGUGUAGGAUACGAACUGAUGGGUUUUGAAGCCCAGGUUUUUUUUUAACAUCUAUAUUCUCGUUUUACAACACAAAGCAGUCGCUUUCCCUUUAAAGGCUUGCCGGCUCCGUGCAGUGCAUGCUGGGAGCGGAGGGGGCGUGUGCUGAUGGUGACACAGUGAAUGCAGGUGUAGUUUGGUAAUUUGAGAGAAGCUGCGGAAUAUCUACUUUUAACAACUAAAUCGAACUACAAUCAUGCCUGUAUUAAGUGCCCGUUUCACAGGAAUCAUGCUUAACCAACUACUUUCAAAGUCCUCUGCACUCCGAAAACUGCCAAAAUUAUGGAUGUCAACUCACACGUCUCUUGCUGGAGACAAAAACCUUGUUCUGAUGGGACCACCAGGUUCUGGGAAAACAUCAGUAGGCAGAAUAAUUGGGCAGAAACUGGGCUGUCCUGUUGUAGAUGUCGACGAUGAUGUCCUUGAAAAAGACUGGAAUAUGAGCGUUUCAAAAAAACUGCAGGAUGUGGGCGAUGAACAAUUUUUAGAAGAGGAAGGAAAAGCCCUUUUAAAGUUUUCAACGUCUGGAAGUGUUAUUUCCCUUACUGGAUCCAACCCUCUACAUUGUAGAAGUAUGGAACACAUAAAGCAAAACGGGAUAGUUGUUUAUCUUGAUGUUGACACUAAAGAUAUCAUGGAGAGACUGGAAAGAAUGAAAGUCGAUCGCAUUGUUGGCCAAAGGUCUGGAGCGUCAAUUGGCGAUAUACUUCAGAAAAGGAAAUGGUUUUAUAAAAAAUGGCACGAUGUACGUGUACUUUGUCAGAAUGGAGAUAGUAUAGAAAAUAUAGCUGACAAAGUUGUUCAUGCAAUAAUGAGAUACCAAAAUGCUGAAUCUGAGGCCUUUAUUUCCACCAGAAACACAAGUCAUCAGUUCGAUGCCAGAAAAGGCCAAGCAAAAUAUUUCAGUGACGCAGUUAUUGAGGGGUUAGCUCCAGAUGGUGGACUCUAUGUUCCUGAAAAGGGUCUGCCAAAACUCACAAGUGCAGAAUGGAAAACAUUAGUUGGAUCCUCGUAUGCUGAGAGAGCUCAGAUAAUAUUGGAAAGAUGCAUUCAUCCUGUUGAUGUCCCUGCUUUCACACUGGGAGAGAUUGUUGAAAAAGCUUACGGAGAAAAUUUUGCAUGUAAUAAAAUAGCUCCAGUAAGACAUUUAGUCGGAAAUCAGUUCAUUCUUGAGCUCUUUCAUGGUCCUACUGCAUCAUUUAAGGAUUUGGCUUUGCAAUUCAUGCCUCACUUGUUUGCCUAUUGUAUUCCGAAAACAUGUAACUAUCUGGUGAUGGUUGCCACCUCAGGAGACACCGGAAGUGCUGUCAUGGAAGGUUUUGGGCGGCUUAGUGAUAUAGACAAGAAAAGGAUCGGGGUAUUUUGCUUGUAUCCUGAAAACGGUAUAAGCCAAGCUCAAAAACUGCAAAUCAUCUCCUGUCAAGGAGAAAAUAGUUUGGGAUUAGCAGUUGGAUCUGAUUUCGAUUUCUGUCAAAAUACAAUUAAGCAGAUAUUUAGCAAUCCCGAUUAUACCGGAUUUCUCACUGCUGAAUACGGAACCGUUCUAAGCACCGCUAAUUCCAUAAACUGGGCACGGCUUCUCCCUCAGGUUGUUUAUCAUGCCUCUGCCUAUCUCGAUCUGGUUAGCCAAGGAAUCAUAUCUUUCGGAAGUCAAGUUGAUGUGUGCAUUCCAACUGGAAACUUUGGCAAUAUCCUAUCUGCGCUUUAUGCCAAACAAAUGGGCGUUCCCAUCAGAAAAUUAAUUUGUGCAUCUAACCAAAAUCAUGUUUUGAGCGAUUUUCUAAAAACAGGCCACUAUGAUCUCAGGGGGAAAAAACUUCUGCAGUCCUAUUCUCCGGCCAUUGACAUUCUGAAAUCUUCUAAUGUCGAACGGUAUUUGCACCUGCUAACAAACAAUGAUGGUGAGUUUGUGAAGCAGCUAUUUGCCCAGUUGCAGAAUGAAGGCCACUAUCAGCUGCCGAAUAAUUUAGUUCGCCGCAUCCAGGAGGAUAUUAUCAGUGGCUGGUGUUCUGAGAAAGACUGCCUGGAAAUGAUCCGCUCAGUGUAUGAAGCUACGGGAUAUAUUCUGGACACACAUACUGCGGUUGCAAAAGUAGUUGCAGACAGAGUGCAGGAUAGAACAUGCCCGGUCAUUAUAUCGAGUACAGCUCAUUAUUCCAAGUUUGCACCUGCCAUUUUACAGGCUUUAAGAAUUGAUUCAAUUAAGCAGAGCCCUUUAAGCCAGCUUCACCUGUUAAAUUCCUUCCACCCAUUGCCUCCCUCGCACAAGGCACUCCUAGAAAUGCUUAACAAAGCAGAGAGCAAAAAGACCCACAUUUGCGCGCCCGAUCCAAACAUUGUAAUGGAAAAUGUGGAAAAUUUUAUUCAGGAUUUAUAUUUAAAAAUACAUUAAUGGUCAAAGAUUUUUUAUUUUUUUUUGUCAACUAAUAUAGAAUGUCUUCCUGGAAUCCAGAGAGUUAUUAAAGGUUCGGUAAAACAAUCGAGCAAAAACAUAACAUGGAAAGAAUUCAGGAAAGCUAUUAUAACGCUUAAUUGAAUAAGGAAAAGGCCUCAUCUUAAACAAGCUAAAAAUAGUCUUACGUGUUAAUGUGUUUUCCCCAAAGUGCAUUGUUACAUUAAGGAAAAAAAUGUCACUUCGUACUUCAUUAGUGCCUGAGAAAUCCCACUGAACUGAUGGAAUUUCCUAUAACUGCACGUUUCACAGACCGCUACAGUAAUACAUUACUGAAAUACACACUUAUCAUUACGAUAAUCACUUUUUAAGUGGACUGGAAAUAGAAGAAAUGCAUACCACUUGUAUGAGAUUUUGUCAUUUUUCUGUUUAUAGAGAUAUUGGCCUCUAA
Xenopus laevis (African clawed frog) is the source of this 3009-nucleotide messenger RNA. It is a transcript of the gene thnsl1.L, whose product is annotated as threonine synthase like 1 L homeolog. The transcript is spliced from 2 exons. Gene Ontology annotation, cellular component: cytoplasm. Gene Ontology annotation, biological process: amino acid metabolic process. Gene Ontology annotation, molecular function: pyridoxal phosphate binding. The record is from RefSeq and is a predicted model, not a curated record. Lineage: Eukaryota; Metazoa; Chordata; Amphibia; Anura; Pipidae. The coding region runs from base 363 to 2558 and encodes 731 amino acids.